CCAAGAUGGAGUCGCAGCCGGCGGAGCGUGAGCUCCAGCGGUUUUACCACCAGUUGCUGAGUCCGCUGUCGCUCUUCCCGCCACGCAAGGCGACGCCCCCGGAGCCCCAGAAACCGCACAAGCCCCGCCCGCAGGAGGGUUCGCUUCUGCAGGCCGUCCCGUACGCGAAGCUGACCGUAGCCUCGCUGUGCAGCCAGGUGGCCAAGCUGCUGGCCGGCAGCGGGCUGGCGGCGCGGGUGCCCCCCGAGAGCCGACUCCGUUUCAUCCAGGUCAUCCUGAACGAGCUCAAGUGCAGCUGGCGGGAGCCUCCCGCCGAGCCCAGCCUCAGCUACACCGCCAACCAGAGGCUGCGGAAGCGGCUCGAGGCCUACGUGCUGCUCAGCAGCGAGCAGCUCUUCCUGCGCUACCUGCACCUGCUGGUGGCCAUGUCGACCCCCUCGGGGAUCUUCACCGAGUCAGCCAACCUCACCCGGCUGGCCGCCAGCCUUGCCAGGGACUGCACCCUUUUCCUCACCAGCCCCAAGGUCUACCGUGGCCUGCUCGCCGACUUCCAGGCCCUGCGGCAGGUGCAGCAGGCAGAGAAGCCGCGCCCCGUCUGCCCGGUCGUCCCCGGGCCUCACAGCACGGGCUUCGGCCAGGUGCCCUGCUCUGACCUGACGCUGAGCUACCUCAUCCAGCUCAGCCGCCCGCCGGAGCUGCUGAGUGAGCCGGACGUGGACCCAGUGAAGGAGCUGAAGUCCAUCCCGGAGCUGAAGAGGCGGAAGCCCCUGCGCUGGCUGCCCUCCCUGAGGAAGCAGAGAGAGCUGGAAUCAAGCCUCUCCCAGCGUGAGCCGGCGCCCAGGCGUUCCACGACGCCCGCCCACAGGGCGCCCCCCACCCGCGCCUCUCCUCGCAGCCUGCGGCUCCCGAGGGGCCAGUCCAUGCCCUGCCUGCGCAAGGGCUGGAAGCUGGCAGAGGAGCUGGGGCUGCCCCCGCUGCCCGCCCGCCCUUUGACUCCGCUGGUGUUGACUGUAGAACGCCAGCCCGAGCUGACUGGCGAUGUCGUGGCUCACGAUCUGAAGCAGAUGAUGAAGAACAUGACCUUGGAGUGGACGCGCUACCGAAAGGCGGACCUGGGGCUGCCCCUGCUCCUGCGGGUGGCCACCCGCCGCCCAGCCGCCGCCCAGUGCCUGGAGGAGCUUCAGCGGAUGCUGGGAAGCCUCCAGGAGGAAGAAGCCUCCAGACAGUGGGACCUCCAGGCCCCCAGGGGCCCCCCACUGCACCCGCAGCCAGUGACCGUGGCCGUGAAGGUGGGAAGUCAGUUGGUGGUGCAGGUAGCUGCCGUGCGGCUCUCUGAUCGGAACGUCUUGGGUUCUUUCCACGUCGAGGAGGCUGGAGUCCUGUAUAACCACCUGGCUGGCGAGCUGGAUCCCAAAGUCAUGGAAGAAAUGGAUGCUGACCCCUUUGUCGGCAACAGCACCGGGCAGAUCUACGCGGAGCUGAUGAGCCGCGUCUCCACCGACCACUUCCGUCUGGACCAAGGGCCCCUGAUCGAGCCUGCGGCAGACAGAGACUGGUCAGCCUUCCUCUCCUCCUGCUUGCUACACCAGGACAAGAAGUUCCGGGUCAUCAACCCUGAGCUGGCCGAACUUUACUCCCAGAGAGCAGACAAACAGAAGCCCAGCCCCGCCAACGUGCCCACCUUCAAAUCGCCCCUGGUGAGCAAAACCUGGGGGAAGCGGCUGAAGAAGGACUCGUGGGUGAACUGGUGGAAAAACGCCCUGUCCGUGGACGACUACUUCAGCUACCUCUCCAGCCGCGAGACGGAUUUCCUCCAUGUCGUCUUCCACAUGUACGAAGACGAGGCCCUCGCGGAGGCUGCCGUGCCUGUGCCGCAGGCCCUGGAGAUUCAGCGCCCUCCCCCCUUGGUGGCAGACGACGAGCCAGACUUUGUGCCAGGACAGUGGAACUGGAGCACGGUGCUGAAGCACAGGCUAGGGGCCGGGAAGACCCACCUCCUGGGAGAGCCCCACAAGAUCCUGAGCUUGCAGAAGCGACUGGAACAGCUGUGGCUUGUGCUCGAGGUGCCGGCCCAGGACCGGCUGAGCAUGGCCAUCAAGUACAGCUCCAACGCCCGCCUCCGGCAGCUGCCCUUGUUGGUGAGUGCCUGGGAGCGGGCCCUGAAGCCCAUCCGGUUCCGGGAGAUGCUGCUCGGGCGGCUGGAGUGGUUUGAGCGACAGGCCUCCGACCCCAACCGCUUCUUCCAAAAGAGCGACUGGGGCCUGAGCCACCUCCUGGAGGAGGGUCAGUUCCGCAGCCACCUCCGCCGGAAGCUCAGGCUGCUGGAGGCGGCGCUGGUCGUCCUCCUGGAAGAAAUCGAGUCCGUCUUUGGGGAGCCGGUGACCUUCAAGGGGCGGCGCUACCUGGACAAGAUGAAGCGAGACAAAGUGGAGAUGCUCUACUGGCUGCAGCAGCGGCGGCGGGUUGGCCACGUGGUCCAGGCCCACAGGGCCUCCCACCGGUCAGCCCUGCUCAGGAGGCACCGGGGCCAGCCUUUGGUAACGCCCAGGAAUACGCCCGUUACCCUCUAGCCAGGCCCGGUGCCCGCAGGUCCCUCCUUCACCCGCCCCCCACAAACACCCGGCAACUCGGCCAAACCUCUCGACAGCUUUGGAAGAGGAAAUCAUGGGUUUGGCUCUCUGGGAGUGCAGGGUUCGGGAAUACCGUGCCUUCAGCUUACAAAGCCAGGGAGAUAAAGGCUCUUUGGACACUGAAGUUCUUGUAAGAGAAUCCCCAAGCCCAGGAUUCCCCUUUAUGUCAAGCCUUGCAGAAUACAACCAAAAUCAAAAUCUAUUAAAAGAACC
Lepus europaeus (European hare) is the source of this 2843-nucleotide messenger RNA. RefSeq names its product coiled-coil domain containing 87 (gene CCDC87). Lineage: Eukaryota; Metazoa; Chordata; Mammalia; Lagomorpha; Leporidae. The transcript has a single exon. The coding region runs from base 6 to 2570 and encodes 854 amino acids. The record is from RefSeq and is a predicted model, not a curated record.